CUCGCUCUGCUGUGUGUGUGUGUUGUGUGUGUGUUGUGUGUCCGGAUGUGGUGCCGCCUCAGGAGCCAGUGAACAGCGCUGACAUCAGCCUUAAAAAGGCUGCGGAGGGCGAGGCAGAGGCUCCCAAGGCGUCGCGGCCCCACUCCUUCCUUCUCCAGAGAAGUCCAAUUCACGCACCCCAUUUAUCAUGGCAAACAGAGGACCCGCCUACGGACUCAGUCGGGAGGUUCAACAGAAGAUUGAUAAACAGUAUGACCCUGAUCUAGAGCAAAUUCUGAUCCAGUGGAUCGGGGCCCAGUGUGGGCCAGAUGUUGGGCAGCCUCAGCCUGGCAAGGACAACUUUCAGAAGUGGUUGAAGGAUGGCACGGUGCUGUGUAGGCUUAUCAACAGCCUUUAUCCCCCUGGAAAAGGGCCUGUGGCCAAGAUCCAAGGCUCCACCAUGGCCUUCAAGCAAAUGGAGCAGAUCUCACAGUUUCUGCAUGCAGCUGAGAAAUACGGCAUUCUUGCCACAGAUAUAUUCCAGACAGUGGACCUCUGGGAAGGUAAGAACAUGGCCUGCGUGCAGAGAACUUUGAUGAACCUGGGAGGAUUGGCAGUCUCAAAAGGGGAUGGAUUCUUUGCUGGGGACCCCAACUGGUUCCCAAAGAAGUCCCAGGAGAACCGCCGGGCCUUCUCAGACGACAAGCUUAAGGAAGGGCAGAGCGUCAUUGGGUUGCAGAUGGGCACAAACCGGGGAGCCUCUCAGGCAGGCAUGACAGGUUACGGCAUGCCACGCCAAAUCCUUUGAACCUAGCCAUCCCCAUCAUCAUUACUAUCGUCUCCCAGCAUCUUAUCAACAGGAAUCUUUGAAAAUCAUGCUAAAGAUGUUGCGAGUAGAGCUAUUCAAGUCCUUCCUCACAUGUUUCCAGUUGCCAUUACGUUCUCUUUUGGCUAUCCUUUUUUAAUCCCAUGUUUUUUUCUAUCCCGUCCCCUUUUAACCCACACAACUGGAGUAAAACUGGCCUAGUCUCUGAUCACAUAAUUUGUUCAAAAACUGGCUUGUGGCAUUUUUUCACUGACCUGGCAGCAGCAGAACCAUAAAACCACCCUUUUUCUCUCUCUACACUUUGCCAUUCUCACAGAUGGGACCAAAAUGGGGUUGAAAGAAUCCCUUCCUAUCUCCUACCCUCAGGUCUAGCUUUGGAGCAUCUUAAAAAACGGUUCACAUUCCUGUGUAUAGCCUCUCCGUGCUGAUCCUGUCUUUAUUGGCAGCAUUUUUAGACCAAAAAACAUAUCCACUUCUUUUUCGGAGUUUUACCAAAAAGACGUGUGUCUGGAUCUCUCUAGAAUUGUCAUUCUUCUAUUGACCAUUGCAUUUUUGGCUAUUAAUUCCUAUAAUGUCUGAUACCUGCACUACUAUCUGAACUGUCGUUCCAACCACAGGUAUAUCAUUCCAAAUGCACACAGAAACACACUACCUUUAAAUGGGGUAGAAGGAGCAAAUGGCUGGCAGGGAGCAAAAGGUGAACACCUCGGUGCUAGGGUCACAUUUCCACUAUCUUUUUUUUUUUAUAGCUGCUUUUUGUGGAUGAGGAAAGUGGGCUGUUAGCACAAGGUGAGAUUUGGCUGUUUAGCGGAGCUUUGGCAUGGUUUCCUAGUUGCUACUUGGCUCUCUUCUUAAAUCCGUCUCUCCCCAUCCGUAGCAAAUCCUUAAACAGAGCCUCGCCCAGUAGGAGACUUUUUGUUUGCCACCAUUACUUCCCUGCCUCUGUGUGUGUUGCUGCUUACUUGCUAGAGCCAGCUCUCUUGUCCAGUGUCACCUUAUUUUGGGGGUAAAGGCUGAACUCUUAAAAAGAAAAAAGUGUUCUUAACUGUGGAAUGUAUUCUGCCUUGAAGGCACAGAUAUAGAAUAAAGAUUGCUCAAUUCUUUUGUUCAUA
Sceloporus undulatus (fence lizard) is the source of this 1917-nucleotide messenger RNA. RefSeq names its product transgelin 2 (gene TAGLN2). Bases 188 to 787 code for a protein of 199 amino acids. The transcript has 5 exons. Gene Ontology annotation, molecular function: protein binding. The record is from RefSeq and is a predicted model, not a curated record. Lineage: Eukaryota; Metazoa; Chordata; Lepidosauria; Squamata; Phrynosomatidae.